Drosophila grimshawi is the source of this 2872-nucleotide messenger RNA. RefSeq lists its product as uncharacterized. Lineage: Eukaryota; Metazoa; Arthropoda; Insecta; Diptera; Drosophilidae. Gene Ontology annotation, molecular function: DNA-binding transcription factor activity, RNA polymerase II-specific; RNA polymerase II cis-regulatory region sequence-specific DNA binding; zinc ion binding. The coding region runs from base 113 to 2857 and encodes 914 amino acids. Gene Ontology annotation, biological process: positive regulation of transcription by RNA polymerase II; cell fate commitment; negative regulation of transcription by RNA polymerase II. The record is from RefSeq and is a predicted model, not a curated record. The transcript is spliced from 8 exons. Gene Ontology annotation, cellular component: nucleus.
UCUAAUUUGUUUUAAAGUUAUAAUUUUCAAAAAUAUAACACAAGUGCAAAGCGUUGUGCGCUGUUCCAACCAAAAGUGUCAACAAGCGAAACAAAAAAAAUUACAACUAAUUAUGUAUAAUAAUGUACCACAUAAGUAUCGUCAAGUUUGUCGAUUGUGCCUCACAUUGGUUAGCGACUGCGAUAUCGCAGAUCUACAAAUUUAUAAGCCAAGCAGCAGUAGCAGUCCCCCAAAUGAUAAAAUUCAACAGCAACAACAACAACACAACGUGAAAUCGUGCAAUAUUAUUCAUCGAAAUGUAUCCAAAUGCGACCCAAAUAAUACAUGUUGCUGCGAUAAUAAUCAUGAUGAUAAUAAUCAUGAUAAUGAUAAUGAUGAUAACUCGUUAUCAGUUGUCGCGCAAUGCAAUAAUAAUAAUAUGGAGAGGGGAACGGGAACGGGUAUCGCAGCCUCAUUCAAUUCACAUAUGCAUAAAAACAAUUACAACACACCAAGUGUGCCUUCCUCUGCUGCUGCUGCUGCCUCUGCUUCUGCCUCUGCCAACCCGCCAUACACCAAUAUUUUUGCUCGAGUGUUUUCAAAUAAUAGUAAGCAAGUUGAAACAACAGCAGCCGAAUUAUCACAAUUCAAUCAAUCAACAUCAUCCACAACAACAUCCACACAAGAUUUAGAGUCGCAACCAAAAUUAGUUAAAUGCGAAACGGAAUCAUUUUCACAAUCGUGCCAAUCGAAUGUGGCCUACGAUAAUAAUACAGCUAAUACAACAACAACAGCAGCAGCAGCAAUAUCAACUCCCACUAAAAAUAUAUUUCUUCAAAACGUGGAGUACAACAAUCAAGAGCAUAAAGAUGAUUCAUCAACGCCGCACAUUACAAUUCAGAUAUUCAACUGUCUCUCUAUUAAGCCAUUGCCGAACGAUAGUUACCCUUCCGUUGUGUGCCGUGACUGCCGAAUUAAGCUCGAAUCAUUUUGGAAAUUUCGCAAUAUGGCACUGAAUUCACAUUAUGCUUUGAGGGAAUUUUUGACAUUAUCAGAAUCGUCUAAACUUAAUUCAAACGAUUUGGAAAUGAAACUGGAUGCAAUUUUAAAGUCUUCAUCGGAAGCAAUAGCUGCUAAGGCACUGACUGAGCUGAGCAAAUCCUCAAAAACAAGAUACAGCCAACGGCAACCGACACUUGAUGGUAUUUUGAAAUCGAAUAAGGAGAAGGAGCACCAUCAAAUUAAAAUCGAAAAUCAGAUCAAGGAGUUUCAAACGCCUUUAAUCUAUUCUAAUUUGUACGAAAUGCCAACUCAACCAACUGUCAACACAAUUGAGCGUGAUGCAAUAAUGAAUCAGAAACCAGAUACCAGCAGUAUAGCAUCCAAACUGAAAUUAUCGGAUGGAUAUAUGGAAUUAGAUAACGGUGUGGUGUGUGAAUCAGUAAAUACUAAAGUGUCCGAUGUUGAACAAUAUAAGAAGCAAUUAGAGACUGCCGCAGUGCUUAUGGAUAUAAGUAAAAAAAUUGUCAUCUCGCCACCAUGCUCGAAUCCCCAAUCUCCUUGUCUUUCUGCAUUUGUAGAUACAAAUAUGAAAAGUUCUGUGAUAAAAUCAAAACGUCCAUCAAAUGAUAAUGAUAUGCAAGAUGGCAUGGAAAUCGACUUAUCGAUCAAAAAGCUGAAAACUGAUCCUUGCAGUCAACAGAAUUUAGUCGCCCCAAUCACACGUAAUCUUUGCCAAGCCCCAAUACUUGACAUCCGUGCAAGUCCUUUAAGGACCGAUGCUGAUUUUAAGAAUUAUAGUAUUACGAUUAAUGAAGUCGUUGGCCCCUCUAGCUACCAAUUGAACACAAAAACAAAACAGAAUACCGACAGUAUUGCAUCGUGUCUAUCGGACUCCGAAGACAGUUCCGAUUCAAAUAAAUUAGAAAUGGACAUUGCAUCGGCGAUCUACGAUCGUAAGACACCGGAGAGCGUUAGUUCAGAUCAUGCAACAGAUGCGGCAACCACUCAACUAUGGCAGGCAUUAGCUCGAUCUGCAGCUAAAAAUAAAGAUGAGAGUCGAGCAACGCAACUUUUGCGAAAUAUGAUGAGUCAAUCAUUUGUAUUUCCGACGCCGUCAACUAUAGCAUUGACAAAAGUACCUGUAGAGCCAAUACCACUUUUAAAGGACAUGUCCGAAUCGCAAUCGAAUGUUGUUAAAAUAUGUCGAAGAAAGCAAAGUUUUCCAACAAAAUCUGAUUGCGUCGAUGCUCCAGAUGUUAAGGUGGCCGACACCUUUGUUCGUUCAGAAACAGCAAUUACCGAAGGGAUCAAAGAUAAAAAGAGCCUAAAGUGUAUAAGCAGCAGCACAGCUUUAUCCAGUUCUCAAAAGGAUAUGUCCUGCUCGAAUUGUGGUACGCUAACAACAACAAUUUGGAGACGCAGCGCCCGUGGCGAAAUGGUUUGCAACGCCUGCGGAUUAUACUACAAGCUGCAUGGCGUCAAUCGACCCCAUUCGAUGAGACGCGAUACGAUCCAUACUCGGCGCAGGCGUCCAAAAGAGUGCGAGAAAUCCAAGAAAAGAACCAGGCACUUAGCAUGCAGCUCGGCGGUGGAAUAUGAGUCGGAUAUCAUAAAUAUCUCCAUAAAAUGCAAGAAGCCAGACUUGUCAGUAUGUCAAGAGACGCCCACUCUCUCAGAUUCACCAUUUAACAAAUAUAAAACGGAAAUAGCUGAGACAACAGGAACGGCCGAAACACUCAAAGAUGUUAUUUUAAAACAAACAAAAUCACAAUCUUUGCCUGAGUUCAAUGAAACCCACGCAGGCGAGGAACUAUCUGUACCUCUUAACCUUGUUUCCAGUGAAAAUAAUGCAAAGUUAACAUACAACGCCAAAUAAAAUUCAAGUAAUCAA